Messenger RNA from Ornithodoros turicata, 1753 nucleotides. RefSeq names its product homeobox protein ceh-19-like. The transcript is spliced from 4 exons. The coding region runs from base 1 to 480 and encodes 159 amino acids. Gene Ontology annotation, biological process: regulation of DNA-templated transcription. Gene Ontology annotation, molecular function: DNA-binding transcription factor activity, RNA polymerase II-specific; DNA binding. Lineage: Eukaryota; Metazoa; Arthropoda; Arachnida; Ixodida; Argasidae. The record is from RefSeq and is a predicted model, not a curated record.
AUGAAAAUGAAAGUCACUGAAAUCCAGGCAAUCCAGAAGAUCUCCGAAACCUUCUGGAAGACGGCCCAGAAGCCAGGUGGUAGAAAGAAAACCUCGACAAGCCUACAGCGCCAACAGCUCGAAAGGCUCGAAUCGGAGUUCAAGGUCGACAAGUACCUGAGCGUAAGCAAGAGAAUGGAACUAUCCUCUGCACUGAACCUCACGGAGGUGCAGAUCAAGACGUGGUUUCAGAACAGAAGGACAAAAUGGAAGAAACAGAUGACAGCUCGGAUGAAGCUGGCUCAACGGCAAGGCUUGUGGCCACCUCAUUAUCUCGCAUCUGGUCCCACGUUCAACCCAUUCCUCGGGCCAGGAUUCCUUGCCAGCGGUCCACCAUGUGAUCAGCGAUCCAUGGUGUUAGGUGCGAACCCUUCUAGCCCCGUGUCAUCCUCACCGCAGACCAGAGAUGAUGAGGACAGUUCGUCUGGUGAUAGAAAGUAGCGCCUCUCUUCAAUGAGACUGUUUGAACUGUGAUCAUGAACAAGCGUAGUUGUGGUGCACCGAUUGUGGAAACGCUGAACUAUAGUAAAUGAGGUAUACGUUUCAGAUGGUACACACGACUACACGUGGCAAUGCGUGUUGUGUAGGAAAUACAUAGUAUGGAAGAUAUGAUUGGCACAUAACGCCUAAUGGCGUAUUUAAACAAGCUGGACGCGAGCGAAUGACCACAGCGCGCAGCACUUCUCAUUGACGUAAGUGCCGAGCGGCGAAGGCAAUUUGAAAAUUAUAAAUUUAAUCAAACACAAAUAGAAUCAAAUAUCUGUGUAGAACAUGCGCAAUAUUACUGUACAGUCCCCUGCCUAAAAUGUAUAAGGAAUAUAGAAAUGUUUCAUAUUGACAAAAUAACGUGUAUGACGUGUAAAAUAGGACGCAUAAUGCUGUAAAUAAUCGAGAAACCAAGCCGCCCAACUGGUAGCAGUUAUAAUAAUAAUAAUAAUUUGGAGUUAGCAUUGGAGUUUAAGGUUGAGGAAGAACGGACAAGGAAGGUAAUAGUGGAUAAUUAUCUAGUUGUCUUGUCUUUCAUUCCUCUCUAUACGUCCUUUCAUCUCAACGGCGUCAUUGCGUGUCCAGCUGGGUGCCAAACGUGUACAAAGUAGUAUAGUUCGGGAUAAAUAGAGCUGAGAGCGACUAGUGGUUUCUCUGCGUGCAAGAAUGCUAAUACAUCUCAUGUGUGUCCGUUGAAAUGAGUAUACCACGAUUACGCCUUCGAGGUCAGUGAGAGCACCCGUAACUACUCUAAUCGGCCGGUCCAUUUCUUAUUAUUGGUCUUACACUUUCGCCCAAUCACAGCAGUACUCGGCGUUAAGUGGUAUAACACGCUACAAUAACUCGCUCUUAGCCAAUCAUCAUUCCGAAUUCUGGAAAAUUGGAUGGACCCGCCUAUUUCGGACGCUUCACAUCUUGUAAAAUGCCUCCUGAAGACACGUCGUGUUUCAAAUAAGUCAGGAUAAAGGAUAUCGUUCUGUACGCCAGUUGGCUGUUUUAACAGUGUGCAUUCCCAAAACAGAACUUUACAACAUCACACGGGCGAGGCCAACAAACGCUCACUCAUGAUUUCCUGAGAAAGCGGGGCCUAUUGGCCACACUGCGAGCGUUAACGCGCUUUAUGAGAAGUAACAUCGCCCUGCUUGAUUAUUUAAUAGGGACUGGAGACGUCAUGAGACAGUUUCUUUCAAAACCUAUUUUACAACCUUGCCAAUUUCAGGUUCGCACA